CGCCUCGUGGCCUGUGUUUAUGGCGGCUCCGCGGCUGAGCUCAGGUCAGGAAACUGGACCCUGGACCUGAAACCCUUCGUUCAAACUCUCUCUGCUGAAAUGUCUGAGGAGGUUCUGGACGAACUGUCCGUUCUGUCUGCGGUUUUCUGCGGAAAGGACGAGUUUCAGGUGAUUGAGGAAUCAGCCGAGACAGGCCUCGUGUGCCGCAUCCACACGCUGGUACAGACAGACGAGAAGGAAACACCUCUAAACCUGACCUUUCACCUCCCUCCCGGGUACCCAGACGCUCCUCCAGACGUGAGCAUCAGUUCCAGCGAGCUGUCCAGGAAACAGUGCCAGGAGCUGAAGGAGAUGGUAGUGAAUAAAGCACGCAGUCUCCAGGCCAGGCCCAUGGUCCAUGAGCUGGUCAUGUGGCUUCAGCACAACUUCUCUGACCUCAUCGCAACAUCAGACGUCCUCCAGAGACAAAACACAGCAGACUGUGAAGCUGAGGGAGUCUGGACAGCACUGCUUCACUUGGAUCACAUGAGAUCCAAAGCUAAAUACAUCAAACUGAUUGAAAAGUGGACAGCAGAGCUGAGGCUCACUGGCCGACUCUUCGUGGGAAAGCCUAUUCUGAUUCUGCUGCAGGGAGAGAGGAGGAGCAUUAAGGAGUAUAUCCACCUCCAGAGGACAGUGAAAGUUGAUGUUGACUCAUCAGGGAAACGGUGCAAAGAGAAGAUGAUGAGUGUUUUAUGUGAAAUUCCUCUUUCUGAGGAUUUUGAAAGGAUAUCGACUUUUGAAGUUAAAGAAGCUUUAUCUUUAGAGGACCUCAGAAAGGAGUUUGAUGAAGUUGGAGCCUUGAAGCUCUACCAAGAGUUUGUUCCCUCGUUACAGUAAAUGGUUUCUUCAGUGUUA
This is a messenger RNA of Pygocentrus nattereri (red-bellied piranha), 897 nucleotides long. It is a transcript of the gene rwdd3, whose product is annotated as RWD domain containing 3. The coding region runs from base 100 to 879 and encodes 259 amino acids. Gene Ontology annotation, molecular function: protein binding. Lineage: Eukaryota; Metazoa; Chordata; Actinopteri; Characiformes; Serrasalmidae. The record is from RefSeq and is a predicted model, not a curated record. Gene Ontology annotation, biological process: positive regulation of hypoxia-inducible factor-1alpha signaling pathway; positive regulation of protein sumoylation. The transcript has 4 exons.